CCCCCCAAAUCGCUGUCAUUUCCCUCGCAGCCUGGCUCGGGGUGGCGGAGUGAUGUGUACACAUCGCGUGUGAGCGAGAGAGAGAGCGAGCGAGAGGGGAGGAAGGAGGAAAGGAGAAGAAAAAAAAAAAAAAAAAAAAAAAAAAGGAGCCACACCGCCGGGAUUUUGAGGAAUUUGCCUGUGGUGUUAAAGGGAAGGAGCAGAGUUACAGAGAAAUUGCGAGAGAGAGCUCUACCUACCGACAGAUUACAAGAGAAGUCAAGAGCACCGAGGACCAACCGUGCGGGCACACAGAGGCACCAUGAAACGCCUUUGAGAUCGCCUUUUAAAAAAAAAACCCAAACAAACAAACAAAAAAAAAAGCCAAAAAAAAAGGCCACUCCAAAAAAAAGCAGGACUCGAGACAGUCCAGGGACACUAAUCUAGAAUUAAAGCUUGUUUUUUUAAAUUUUUUUUUAAUUUUUUUUUUUUUUGCAUGCGAGGGUCAUGAGCUCCUACUUUGUAAAUCCGCUCUUUUCCAAGUACAAAGGCGGGGAAGCGCUGGAACCAACUUACUACGACUGCCGAUUUCCACAAAGUGUCAGCAGGAGCCAUGCUCUCGUGUAUGGUCCGGGCACUACCGCUCCCACCUUCCAGCACCCUUCACACCACGUCCAAGAGUUUUUCCACCACGGAACCUCCAGCAUCUCCAACUCGGGAUACCAGCAAAACCCGUGCGCCUUGGCGUGCCACGGAGAUGCUUCUAAAUUCUAUGGAUAUGAAGCUCUGCCGAGGCAAUCGCUUUAUGGUGCUCAGCAAGAGACGACUGUUGUACAAUAUCCUGACUGUAAAUCGUCUUCCAACAGUAACUCUAGCGAGGGACAAGGGCAUUUAAAUCAAAAUUCGUCUCCCAGUCUCAUGUUCCCAUGGAUGAGACCUCACGCUCCCGGAAGACGCAGUGGCAGGCAAACUUACAGCCGGUACCAGACCCUGGAGUUAGAAAAGGAGUUCCUCUUCAACCCGUAUUUGACACGGAAGCGGCGGAUUGAGGUCUCUCACGCCCUGGGACUGACCGAGAGACAAGUGAAGAUCUGGUUCCAGAACCGGCGAAUGAAGUGGAAAAAAGAAAACAACAAAGAUAAGCUGCCGGGGGCCAGGGACGAGGAGAAAACGGAAGAAGAAGGGAACGAAGAAGAGGAAAAAGAAGAGGAGGAAAAAGAAGAAAGCAAGGACUGAGCUCUCAGCCCCUUGAAGUCUCGUUUUAUGGCAGAUGAUAAAUCGAGAUGUUUACGACGGUCAUUUGCUUUUAUAGAGUAUAGAAUGGAGAGGCUCACACAGCAGUAACUACCUGUCAAACAGUUGUAGCCUUUUUUAUUGUAAUAGAAACUUCCCCUAGUUUUUUUUUUUCCUUUUUUGAUAGCUGCGUUUUUAGUUCCAUAAAUACAUAGCUGGCUUGGCUGCAACAGCAAGGGGGGAAAAUAAUAAUAAUAAUAAUAAUUAAUAAAGAGCCAGCAAAAGCAGAACCACCACCAUCACCACCCCAGCACAAACCCAAGCCUGGCAGCAAAUGCUCCUCCACCACCUCUGCGCCCAUGCACAUGUGGAUGGUUGCAGAAUAUAUCUGAAUUUUCCCUGGCUGGACUUUGCUCCUUGGCUUGGUGGUGUUUGGGGGUUUUUUGGGUUUUUUUUCCCUCUCCUGGGGGGGAGCGGGGUGUUGCUCGCAGCCCCCUUAGCUGGUUGGGGCAGCAUCUCCCUUGCUACGAGCCAUUUAUCAGCCCCCGGGUAGGGGCCACUCUGCGAGAGAAGAGGCGCUGGGAGGGUGAACAUACCUGCUAGAGCCGGCCAACCCCCCCCCCCUCGCCCCCCCAUUUCCAUAGGACUGUGGCUGUAUGUAGAAAAUACCUAUUUGCCUGAGACUUGAUAGGCCAAAAGCAGGGAGGCUGGCAGCCUCCUCUCCAUAGGCGCUGUUUACCAUUUGACUGUGUGAGCACUCGAAAUUCUUCAUGUACUACCUAAAGGGAAAACCUGCAAUAAUUAUCCAGUGUAUUGUCAGCAAGGGGCUUACAUAUCCUAAAUUUUACUUGGAAUUUAUUUAAGCGAGAGCGAGCUGCGUUGUUGCCCUGAUGCAAGCUACUAAGUAGCAGAAUAAAAAAAAAUCAAUAAUAAAAAUGAAAUAAACCACCAACCUUGUAUUGUACUUUAUCACUACCUAUAGAAGGAGUCAUGCUUUGAAAGUAUUUGUAAUGCGGUUUUAUUGUCGUUUGUUGCUGCUUAUUUUCUUGGAAAAAAAAUAAAAAAAAAAAAUCCCAACAACUGAAACUGCCUAGUUGAGAACGCACAGUAUUGUAUUAUUUUAUUGUGCUUAUAAAGUAGUGUAGAACUAAAUUGCACUGAAUGUAUAGUUAUCUAUUUGUCUUGACUUAUCUGUUAAUGCAACAUGCUCGAAACGAAAAAAAAAUCGUCAUUUGUUUUAUGUAAAAGCAUAGUUCUGCGUGUUCAAACUCUGAAUGUAGCAAUUUCCGCCAGAAAAUAAUAAAAAAAAAAUUCUGGGCACCGUGGAUUUGUAUUGUAUACGUGAGACAUUACGUAAAUAAUAAUAUUAAUAAUAAUAAUAAAAAAUAAAAGAUUUUAAAAGGA
Dromaius novaehollandiae (emu) is the source of this 2616-nucleotide messenger RNA. It is a transcript of the gene HOXC8, whose product is annotated as homeobox C8. Gene Ontology annotation, cellular component: nucleus. Lineage: Eukaryota; Metazoa; Chordata; Aves; Casuariiformes; Dromaiidae. The record is from RefSeq and is a predicted model, not a curated record. The transcript has 2 exons. Gene Ontology annotation, molecular function: DNA-binding transcription factor activity, RNA polymerase II-specific; RNA polymerase II transcription regulatory region sequence-specific DNA binding. Gene Ontology annotation, biological process: regulation of transcription by RNA polymerase II. Bases 487 to 1215 code for a protein of 242 amino acids.